This is a messenger RNA of Pleurotus ostreatus (oyster mushroom), 1689 nucleotides long. RefSeq lists its product as uncharacterized. Bases 1 to 1689 code for a protein of 562 amino acids. The transcript is spliced from 3 exons. NCBI's taxonomy places the organism in Eukaryota, Fungi, Basidiomycota, Agaricomycetes, Agaricales, Pleurotaceae. The record is from RefSeq and is a predicted model, not a curated record.
AUGUCCAGGCAUCCUUCCCCAGGCCCCUCCCUGGCUCAUUCCCAGAAUUUCCACCAGCCAACUCCUCAUUCGUCUCGACAAAAGCCACGCCCCCCAAUUGGAAUCGCAGCUGGAGCCGAAGAUGUAAAGUACCAGGCAAAAUACAAGGAACUCAAACGCAAAGUAAAGGAUAUCGAGGCGGACAAUGACAACCUCCACUGGAAGGUUCUCCAGGCCAAGCGCAACAUUCAGCGAAUGAAGCUGGAACGGUCUAUCUUGUAUGAAAGAUUGGCCGCUUUGCCAGUUUCUCCGGCUGAUGAUCGAAAUGUGCCUUCGUUGCAUGCUGCUCAUGGUCUGUCUCUCCCGCCACCCCCACGCAGUUCGCACCCGGGUCGCCCCCUUCGUGACGUUCGAGAAUAUCCUCAUGGAGGUGACGAGCAUCCGCUAGGCGAUUAUUCUCGCCCAGGGGCCGGACAAAGGGUAACAUCAGGAUCAGACUACCAUCUGCCGAUGAUAGACACAUCCAUUGCACCUGGAGUCGCGCCACCCUCUCGCUCAAUCUCGUCUUCUCACCAUGCAUCUAGGCGAGGGUCAGCAGGUUCUAUCCAACCCCUUCCUCCUCUACCCCCUCCGACCCACCUACCCCCUGUGCAGCACCUGGAUGUACCACGCGCUCACAGUCACUCGUCCCACUCUUCUCAUUCGCUAUCAAGUCCACAUCUGCACCACCCAAGUGGAUCACACGAACGAGCGUCGCAUCCUCACUCGUCGCACUCGCGAGACCAGCUUCAAACCCUUACUCGAUCGUUCAGCCAAGGGCACAGUCUUCACCAUUAUCCGGAAGGCCUUCCAUCCGUUCAACAUGUACUUCAUAGUCCUCCCUUACCGGAGACGGAGCGAGUACGGCGCCACGACGUUCACGAACUGACCGGCUCACCUCGUGAUCCCCAUGGCCAUACGAGGCACCAGGCUCCCUUGAUCCCAGCCUCACCUCAUCACUCAACUGAUUCGAGGUCGGGCAGACCAAUGCAUGCUCAUCAACGAAUGGGACCCGGGACAUAUAUCAAUAGAUCUGACGACUACCCUGACCGUGACUUGGACCGGGAUCGCGAUUGGGAACGCGAGCGCGAGCGCGGCAGGGAACACCACCAAAGAGCCAAUGAAUUGAGCUCCGCUCAUAUGCAUUCACCACCACAACAAAGAGCACGUCAUCACACUGAUUAUCCUGACCACCAUCCGACUUCCCGCAUCCGCGAUGAUACAGGAUAUUAUCAAGAUAUGUCAGGGCCUGGGGUAUACCCUCCCGUUUCGCGCUCUGGGACUCCGGUCUCUGUGGGCGAUGACAGGCCCUCCAGGCCCGAUUCACGAGCGGGGCAGCACUACUAUGAACAGGAGCGGUCCCGAUCGUACAAGCUCCGCCCUGUCAAUCCACCUAAUGCAAAUGAAGAACUUGACUUCGUUCACGAAGAUGGCAGAGGACAACGUGAUCGAGGAGGAAUCAGUGGCGGUGGCGCUUUCGCACCAGCUCCGGAAUCGAGAAAAAGAAGUAGGAACGAUGCCGAUGGGGAGAAUGACAUCGUCGAAGGUUCUGCAGGCUCAGGUGGUUUGCAGUAUUCCGGAGGGCGGUUGCCGGAGGAUAGGGGGUCGAAGAGGUACCACCGAGAUAGCCACCUUGGUCGGGCCUCUGAUAGACAGGACGAGGAGUCGUAA